CCGAGACUGUUGAGUGUUGAGCAAAGUUCAUGUUCCAAGAAUAAAAAACUGCAUUGAAAGAAAUUCACAAUAUCUAUGUUUUGUUGUGUGAAAUAAAGCGUUGAGAAAAGCAAAAAAGGUGUAUUCAUCAGAAUGUAUGGGGAUGGUAGUUCAAGAAACGGUUCAAACCAAGGCCAGCAAACGUGGCCUCGUGGUAGUUCAGUAAAUUAUUCUGGGCAGAAUACAUUUGCAAGACCACAUUUUGGUGUUUCCAGUUAUUCCCCACAAUCUACAUAUAUUCCAAGGAAUGUAGUUCCACAUAACAAUCAGGGUAUUCAACAUAAUGCAGCAACAUUUUCUCAACAACAUGGUAUUUGGGGCAAUAAUGGUGCCUAUGGUGGCAUGUUUCCACCAGGACAAAAUUCAUACCAUCAAAGAGGAAUUAAUCCGGUACCAUACACUGUCAACCAAAGGAAUAACUCAGGAUUUAAUUUUAACUCUGGUGGUUAUGAUGGAAAUAGCAAACAACCAGCCAAUAUGUAUCAAUCACAGAAUGUUCCACUUGUAAAUCUAAAUUAUGGGACUCAUCAAUUACAUCAAAGUAAUGUACAGUGUUCAUCAAGUCAAAUAUUACCUCAAACUCAGGUUUCCUGUCAGGAAGAUGUGGACAAAAUGUGGUUAAAGAAUUGGUUGGAGCAAUGUCAUAUACAGACAACAGAAGUAAAGAAAAAGACUCUCAAGAUAAGUGAGGCACAGAGUCUUUUUCAACGUUAUUUGAGUCUUAAUAAUCAGUUAAAUCAAGAAUAUCAGAAACUUCAAGAAAAUCUUGAGUCUGGUGUUGAAGAAUGGGAAGAUUGCCUGGCAAAAGCAGAAAAAACUAAAGAAGAGAUUAUCUCAGUGCAAAAUACUUUGAAUGAUCCAGAUCUCAUUGAGGAUUUAGAUCAGAGGAUUCACAAAAGAAAGAAAAAACGAUUGUGGUUGAAAAAUCGUAGAAGACGUCGUUUCUUGGAGAAACAGAAUGAUGAAGAGAGGAGGAAAGUUUUACAUGAAAAAAUUGAUCUUCUGCAGAAAGAAAUCAGAGAUAAAGAUCUUGCAGCCAGAAAAGCAGCUUCCUUAAAACACGAAGCAGGAGGGGUUUUGGGUGAAGUCAGACGAAAACUGCAAGAUUCGUAUAAAUUACAAGAAUUAGUAACGUCCCUUACGAAGUUGCGAGCGAUCAGGCAGUCUGAAGGCGAGAAGAAAGGUGUUUACCCAAAGACGUCAUCAAGUGAGGAUAAUAAUUUCACAACAAGGUGUGAUUAUCUUGAUAAGAUGAUUGAAGAGAGAAUAAAAACUUACAAAGAGGAAGAAAAAGCUUUGAGAGUGAUUUUAAUGGAGGAAGAAGGACAAAGAGAAAUGAAAGAAAAGCAACAAAGAUUAGAACAAAAAGCACUUCUUAACUUAAGUAAAGAAGAUGAUCCUCUGGUUGAGUUUCGUCGUUUUUAUGAACAAGCAGAUGAAAGUAUUCAAUAUCUCAUUCAGAUCAGGAGAGACUGGGACAUGUAUCUUACUUCAGACAUAACUUUGGGUAGCAGAGUCCCGAAUGAGGACAUUCUUCCUUGUUCUCCCUCAAGUAGUUUGUGGGCCUCCCUUUUAGAGACGAAUGAUCACAGCAAGAAUAUGGAAUGUGGAUGAGGAACUUUAUGGAUUAUCCCACAGUCUCAUUUAGCUUUGUCUUCAUGUUCGCUUUUUCACGCACGUGUAUUUUUUAACAAUAAAAAAUUAUCACGAAUGUAUUUUGCCGUUUGCCAGGUUUUUGCCGUCUUAAGAAAGUUAGAAUGCUUCAAUAUGUUUUUCAUCCCGCCACAGCAAUUGUAAUAAAGAAACUGAGCGCAAAUUGCGUACAAUUCAUGCACAUUGUGCACAUGGAGUAAUUUCAGCAACUUUGCUUGAGAAAGUUUAACAUAGAUUCACUGGUAGUAAUGCCUAGAGUCAAAAAUCUCUUUUCUUAGCAUUCUGCGUAUAAUUUCCACUGUCCUAUAAACGGUCUACUUGUCAGAACCUGUGCCAUUCUUGAC
Molecule: messenger RNA, 2036 nt
Organism: Dendronephthya gigantea
Lineage: Eukaryota; Metazoa; Cnidaria; Anthozoa; Malacalcyonacea; Nephtheidae
Product: programmed cell death protein 7-like
Exons: 9
Coding region: 133-1653 (506 amino acids)
Source: RefSeq, a predicted model, not a curated record